Messenger RNA from Lynx canadensis (Canada lynx), 732 nucleotides. It is a transcript of the gene PDE6H, whose product is annotated as phosphodiesterase 6H. The transcript has 3 exons. Gene Ontology annotation, biological process: positive regulation of epidermal growth factor receptor signaling pathway; positive regulation of G protein-coupled receptor signaling pathway; visual perception. Gene Ontology annotation, cellular component: photoreceptor outer segment membrane. The record is from RefSeq and is a predicted model, not a curated record. The coding region runs from base 35 to 286 and encodes 83 amino acids. NCBI's taxonomy places the organism in Eukaryota, Metazoa, Chordata, Mammalia, Carnivora, Felidae. Gene Ontology annotation, molecular function: 3',5'-cyclic-nucleotide phosphodiesterase activity; cGMP binding.
GAAAGAGAACCACCAGACUUCCAAGGACAUCAGAAUGAGUGACAACACUGCUUUGGCUCCUCCAGCUUCAAACCAGGGUCCCACUACCCCACGCAAAGGGCCCCCCAAGUUCAAGCAGAGGCAGACUCGCCAAUUCAAGAGCAAACCUCCUAAGAAAGGGGUGAAAGGGUUUGGAGAUGACAUUCCAGGCAUGGAGGGGCUAGGAACAGAUAUCACGGUGAUUUGCCCCUGGGAGGCGUUCAGCCACCUGGAAUUGCAUGAGCUUGCUCAGUUUGGGAUCAUCUGAUGCACCUGAGGUUCUGCCACUUUCAACAGCAUCUGCUCUAAUUUUGCUUACUUUUGCCCUAUUGAUCUGCCAGAGUCUUGAAAUUCAGCUGUUCGGAAGUGGUUUCUUCAGCUUACACAGUCAUUUCCCCCUAAAUUGCUAUGAAGAGUUCUCUUGGUGUGAGAUUCUCUCUUGCCCUAUAUAGUUCAGCUCAGAACAGUGGAUGCAAAUAGACUUUUGUUAGGACAUUUCAAAUUUCCUAUCAGCUGGUUAGAAUUCAGUGAUAGUUCUUGAAAUUUUGUUUAUCUGUUAAGUCCUUCAAAUUUAGUUUUUACCAGGCAGUCCCUACAAUUAAUAGUAGCUUUUAAGAUAACAUUUUUGUCACCCCCCUUCCCCUUCUCAUUUAAUAAAGGAGAUACUUACCUUGAAUCUUAUGAUGAAGUUGUAUUAAAUGCUAUAUGCAAGUA